AGUAACGUUAUCGUAAGAUUCACGCCGAAGAAAUACCGUAAUUUCGCAAUUGGGGAACCGUUUUAAAUGCACUAAACCGCGAUGAAACGAAAUAUACUCAUUCUGUGCAAUUCUAGUACCUUCAAAAUCAUUGUAGAAAUAAGAAAAUAGUGAUUUUUUCCCAAUGUUCCGUUACGAUAAGGUUCUUACUUCAACCUCGUCAAAUCUUACGUAGUAUAAUUUUGUUUGCUCGGGUUUGAUUGUGAGUGUUUAUUUCUUUGCCACUCAAAUAUGUACGCUUCGCCGUGCGAUACGCCGCCGAAUCCACACGCGAAUGAUUCGAACCCUGCUACUUUUAUAGUUCUUCCGAAAUAUUCGUAAAUAAAGUAUCCACUUGAAAGCAUUGAAUGCUUGUUGCGGGUUAGUGGUUACAUAACCUGUAAAGAAAAUAUGGAAAAACAAUUACACAAAUCCGUAGUUGGAUAUUUUUUACACCUGUCAAAAAUCAAUGAAAAAUGGAACGUCUUAGUUCAAAGUGCCGAACGCCCGUUAAACAAUUUGAAAAAUCAGGAAGAACAACUCAGGAUGGUUUCAGACUGUUCCCUGGACAAUGCAGAUCUCUUCAGUAUCGACAGUACCUUGCGUGGGAAACUCAUUUUCAAGAUCAAUGUUUGCAUGGAAGAUGAAAUUGCGUUAAUAUCCGAAAUCGACUCGCAGUUGAACAACCUUGUUCAGGGAUUGAGGAAUAAGUUCACUCUUUUGGAGGCGGCAAGAAGUGAAGUGAAUAUAAACGCUGAAGAGAUGGAAGAACUUGUUUCCGGCUCUCCGUACAGACCUGGCUUGGACUUACUGAUGAAAUGGGCAAUCGAUAGCACCAAUUACUACAGCGAGUUGUAUAGCUUCAUAAAUGCCUCGUUAAGAAGUUUGGACUGCAAGAAGGAGAAAACGAUUGUGAAUUUGAUAAAGGCGUUUGAGCAGCACAAGAAUACACAGGCCAAAAUCGAUGGUAUACCUUCUCCAUCUCAUUAUCACUCUUUUCAUCAUUUCCGGAUUAAGAACAGCGACGAGACCGAACCCGAAUUACCCAAAUAACAUCUUGGGUGGGUAUAAAGGUGAUUCGAUAACCGCUCGUCGAAUCAAACCUUCGCAAACCCGUAACAUUCAGCUUUCAAGUUUUCUUCCACGUCUGACAUUUUUCUUCAUGUCUAAUAUUUUCUUUUAAUAACCUGUAUAAGCUUUUAAAAAACACAUUGAAGAUUCUCUGGUAAUUUGUGCAAAUUAAAAUAACCAGUAGUUCACCCGUGAUACGCAUUUUAGCAGUUGGGGUCUCAAACGUUCUAGUCGUGCGAUCAAUGUUAUUGUGGUAAGGUGUGUCAGUUAAGAGUUAAGCUUAAGCAAGACAAGGGGAGAAUCGAUUAGUAACAAAUAGAAUCAUCCGCAUUUGCACAAGUUAUAAGUAAAACUGCCGAAAACCUUCUUUAUAUCUAGCUGAACCGAACUUAAGCUUUAACUAAUCGAUUUGGCAUCUGAAUAACGUGAUCGGUCUUUACAUUUUUCGCAUACUGCCGCUUAGGUCCUCAUCGACCACGAUUUUACAUACAGGUCUGGAAACUCCAGUGGAAGAGGUAGGUCGCUUAUUGAAAAACCGCUGGUAGUUCACCAGUCACCGCUAGGUUCGUUGUGAUCAUACCUUCGGCGGUGCGGGCGGGUACGGGCGGGGGGUUUAAACAAAGACAGAACUAGUCGGCCAUACUUCUAUCUCUCCAUCUUUGUCCCACCAAUGUGGGUUUUAAUCAGUAUUGAGGUACGCAAUGAUAAAUAAUUGGUAGCCGCGCUAGUACCGAAAUUUGCCUUUGCUAAAGGACAUACAUAAUCGUGGCUUCCAGCAUUGCAGUUUCCAGAACUGUACGUAAGACCGUAUCUUCGACAUGCUUAAGAUUUGAAGUCAAGUGCUCCCGUUUUGUAGUCUCGCACGCUAACGUGAGAGAUAAUUUCUAAUCGACACCCUUUCACUGUUUCAGGUAUUUUAGGAUUUACCCAGUUUGUGGCCAAAGAAAUUGAAUGAAUACUUAUUUCUAUCA
This is a messenger RNA of Neodiprion fabricii, 2060 nucleotides long. RefSeq lists its product as uncharacterized. The transcript has 5 exons. Bases 430 to 1071 code for a protein of 213 amino acids. The record is from RefSeq and is a predicted model, not a curated record. Lineage: Eukaryota; Metazoa; Arthropoda; Insecta; Hymenoptera; Diprionidae.